AUGCCUUCAACACCACCAUCAUCAUCAUUCACAAAUAUUUGGAAAAGAUCCAUCUCUUUUCUUAAACCUACUCCAACUACCAUCAUACCCACUCAGGCAGAAUUAAAUAUAAGUACUAAUAAUAUUAUCAAUACUGAAACUCCCUUACCCCAUGACAAUGAUGGUUCAACUACAGAAUUUAAAAUAUUAGGCAGCCCACCUACAAUGGCGCUAAUUAGCUUACCAUCAAGUGUACCAUUAUAUAUUAAACGUAAACAUUUGAUUUCCAUAUUUGACAAGCAAAAUAGCAAAAAUACUGCUAAUACAACUUCCAUGAGCACCAGGUGGGUCCAACCUUGGAAAAAUUUAUUUUUAUGGCAAAAUUCAAUGCCAAUUUAUCAAAAAAUUAUAACAACAACAAACUUUGGCAAUAUAUCUGAUGAAAAUAGGCAAGCAUCAUCUGACUAUGAAGAUACUCGUUUGAAAUUACUAGUAAGCUCAUCUCAAGGUGGCUCACUAGCAGGUUUACAACUAGAUGGAUCUAAAGAUUGGUUUAUUUUUGGAGGCAGUCAAUCCAUUUUGGUAUUUGAAGAUAAUUCUUCCCUAAACAUCACUCCCAAGUUCAGUUUUAAAACUCUAUUUAAAAAGUUUCACCAAUUAAAUGGUCGUGGUAAUGUUAUUUUGAAUGGUAAAGGAUCAUCUAUAUAUUCCAUUGAAUUGAGUUCACCAGACGAAGAAAUCUUAGUUAGAGUAGAUAAUUUAUUGGGUCUUAGUGGUGCUAGUAUUUCAGAUUUACAAAAAAAUGUGCAUCCCUUUGUUUUUUCAAAACAAAAAGAAGGCGUUUCCUCAGGUAAUAAACUUGAAAACGACAAGAGAACUUUUCUUGGAAGAAUUUUCGAUAGAAAUUCAACUAUUGCAAAAACAAAAGACGAAGUUAAGGUCACAAUUAAGCAGCAGACAUUAGACCGUGAGUUUGGUUUGAAAGAUUUCAUUGAGAUUAGUAAAAAUGGUAUUUCCAACAUAUCAACCUUUAUCACUUAUUAUUAUUAUCAAUUUCUGAAUGGGAACCUAUCAUUAUGGGGGAAUCUUAACGGUGUUCAGUAUUGCAAACUAAGAGGACCAAGAACUAUUUUAAUUCAAAGCAAUGGAUUAAAUAGCAGAUUGCUAGAUGAUUUAAUUGAUAGCAAUCAAAGGAAAUCUAUUCUACCAGCAUCAGCAUUAAACGAAUUAUCUUUUUCCUCUUCAUCAGAGUCUAAAAUCAAAGACAGUAAGAAUUAUCUAAGCUAUGCUACUUUUGAUAAGAAUGGUAAUGUCCAUUUCCAAUCUACUCCAAACUUUGAUGAAUCCAUUGAGAAAAUAAAGCAGUCUCUAAAAAAACAUUAG
Messenger RNA from Saccharomycodes ludwigii, 1362 nucleotides. It is a transcript of the gene AIM24, whose product is annotated as Aim24p. NCBI's taxonomy places the organism in Eukaryota, Fungi, Ascomycota, Saccharomycetes, Saccharomycodales, Saccharomycodaceae. Gene Ontology annotation, cellular component: mitochondrial inner membrane. Bases 1 to 1362 code for a protein of 453 amino acids. The record is from RefSeq and is a predicted model, not a curated record. The transcript has a single exon. Gene Ontology annotation, biological process: inner mitochondrial membrane organization.